AUGGCAUCCGCUGGGCACAUCAUCACCUGGGUCCUGGGUGGGUUGCUCCUCGAGUUAGGGAAUGGAGGUCAUGCAACAGAAACCACCCACCCCCGGUUACGCCUGUCCCACAAAGAAUUAUUAAAAUUAGAUCAAUUAACAAUUCUCCAAUGGCCUCUAAGUUUUUUGAAUUUGGCUAUAAUUUUCCUCGAAAGUUACCAGGAACAGUUAAUGGUAGGCAAUAGGGACCUUGUCUACAGUAUGAAUGUUUACAGAAUUGCAGACGGGUAUACGACUAUACAUUGGCCGAGCACAGCCUUGCAAAAGGAGGAAUGCAUGAUGAAAGGGAAAGAUGCAAGUGAAUGUGCAAAUUUUGUUCGUGUUCUGCACCAUUAUAACAGAACACAUCUCCUAACCUGUGGUACUGGAGCUUUUGACCCUCUCUGUGCCUUCAUCAGAGUUGGACACCAGUUGGAGGGUUAUCAAUUUCAGUUGGAAACACACAGAUUUGAGAGAGGAAGAGGCAGAUGUCCUUUCGAUCCCAACUCUUCUUAUACAUCUACUUUAAUUGGUAGUGAGCUGUUUGCAGGACUCUACAGUGACUACUGGGGGAGAGAUGCAGCUGUUUUUCGCAGCUUGGGGCGUUUGGCCCAUAUUCGAACUGAACAUGAUGAUGAGCGUCUGCUAAAAGAACCUAAGUUUGUAGGCUCUUAUAUGAUUCCGGACAAUGAAGACCGGGAUGACAACAAAGUGUAUUUCUUCUUUACUGAAAAGGCACUAGAGUCUGAAAAUAAUGCGCACACAAUUUACACAAGAGUGGGAAGAAUAUGUGCGAAUGACAUGGGAGGGCAGAGAAUUCUAGUAAAUAAAUGGAGCACUUUUCUUAAGGCAAGAUUGGUUUGCUCAGUGCCUGGAAUGAAUGGAAUUGAUACACACUUUGAUGAAUUAGAGGACAUAUUUUUACUACAUACAAGAGAUAAUAAGAAUCCAGUGAUAUUUGGACUCUUUAAUACAACAAGUAAUAUAUUCAGGGGGUAUGCUAUAUGUGUUUAUCACAUGGCAAGUAUCCGUGCAGCUUUUAAUGGACCAUAUGCACAUAAGGAAGGACCCGAAUACCACUGGUCACUGUAUGAAGGAAAAGUUCCCUACCCAAGACCUGGUUCUUGUGCCAGCAAAGUGAAUGGAGGAAAAUAUGGCACCACCAAAGAUUAUCCUGACGAUGCAAUCCGAUUUGCAAGAAGUCACCCACUGAUGCAUCAGCCUGUGAAACCUGUUCACAAGAGGCCGAUUCUAGUUAAAACAGAUGGAAAAUAUAACCUGAAACAGAUAGCAGUUGAUCGAGUUGAAGCUGAAGAUGGACAAUAUGAUGUCUUAUUUAUUGGCACAGAUAGUGGCAUUGUGCUAAAAGUAAUCACAAUUUACAACCAGGAAACAGAAUCAAUGGAAGAAGUAAUUCUAGAAGAACUCCAAGUAUUCAAAGAUCCAGUUCCUAUUAUUUCCAUGGAAAUUUCUUCAAAAAGACAACAGUUGUACAUCGGAUCUGAAUCUGCAGUUGCUCAAAUCCGAUUCCAUCAGUGUGACAUGUAUGGUACAGCUUGUGCUGAUUGCUGCCUAGCAAGAGACCCAUAUUGUGCAUGGGAUGGUAUAUCAUGUUCCCGCUAUUACCCAACAGGAACACAUGCAAAAAGACGUUUCCGAAGACAAGAUGUUCGGCAUGGAAAUGCAGCUCAGCAAUGUUUUGGACAGCAGUUUGUUGGAGAAGUAUUGGAUAAAACUGAGGAACGUAUGGCUUAUGGUAUAGAAUAUAACAGUACUUUGUUGGAAUGCACUCCACGAUCACUUCAAGCGAAAGUAAUCUGGUUUGUACAAAAAGCACGUGAAGCAAGAAAGGAAGAGGUGAAGACAGAUGAUAGAGUUGUCAAAAUGGACCUUGGUUUGCUAUUCCUAAGACUACACAAAAUAGAUGCUGGAACCUAUUUUUGUCAGACAGUGGAGCACAGUUUUGUCCAUACGAUCCGCAAAAUCACAUUGGAGGUGGUAGAAGAGGAACGAGUUGAAGAGAUGUUUAAUAAAGACUAUGAGGAAGAAGUUUCCCAUAAAAUGCCUUGUCCUGUCCAAAGUAGCAUCCCACAAGGGUCAAAGCCAUGGUACAAAGAGUUCUUGCAAUUAAUUGGCUAUAGCAACUUCCAGCGAGUGGAAGAGUAUUGUGAAAAAGUAUGGUGUACAGAUAAGAAGAGGAAAAAGCUUAAAAUGUCCCCUUCGAAAUGGAAGUAUGCCACCCCGCAGGAAAAGAAGCUUCGGGCCAAGGCUGAGCAUUAUCGACUACCUAGGCAUGCACUGGACUUCUAA
Messenger RNA from Gracilinanus agilis (Agile Gracile Mouse Opossum), 2328 nucleotides. It is a transcript of the gene SEMA3E, whose product is annotated as semaphorin 3E. The transcript is spliced from 23 exons. The coding region runs from base 1 to 2328 and encodes 775 amino acids. Lineage: Eukaryota; Metazoa; Chordata; Mammalia; Didelphimorphia; Didelphidae. Gene Ontology annotation, molecular function: chemorepellent activity; semaphorin receptor binding. The record is from RefSeq and is a predicted model, not a curated record. Gene Ontology annotation, biological process: axon guidance; neural crest cell migration; positive regulation of cell migration.